Molecule: messenger RNA, 2215 nt
Organism: Malaya genurostris
Lineage: Eukaryota; Metazoa; Arthropoda; Insecta; Diptera; Culicidae
Product: probable 28S rRNA (cytosine-C(5))-methyltransferase
Exons: 3
Coding region: 86-2050 (654 amino acids)
Biological process (GO): maturation of LSU-rRNA; rRNA base methylation
Cellular component (GO): nucleolus
Molecular function (GO): RNA binding; rRNA (cytosine-C5-)-methyltransferase activity
Source: RefSeq, a predicted model, not a curated record
UUUCAUUCAAAAUGCGGCUGGCGUUUUCUGUCAGUGUACAUACCUCGUGGUGUUUUGUAAAUCAGUAAUUAUCGUAAAUGCAGGAAUGGGUCGAAAAAUUCAUUUAAUUGAAAAGCGUAUUAAAGGUCCUGGCCGAAAAUCGAAGAAACAGAAGGAUCCAAUUUUCACGAAUGAGACUUUGAAAGGUUUGAAGGAGGAGGAUGCACCAACAAAAAUUUCCCACAAACAAAAAAUAAGAGCAAAGAAACGAGAAUCGUCUGCUGCAGAACAAAUUGUGUUGAAAUCAAAAGGCAGUGCACGUAAUACUAAACCAAGGAAAGUAGAACAUGAGCAAAAACCAAUGUGCAUUGUCUUGCAAGAUGAGAGUAAUUUAUCACUUAAAUCAAAAGUUUCUCAAAACAGUAAAACGUUCAAAGUCGAAAAAAAGAAAAAUAAUGUUACUUUCAAAGAAUUUCAAAAAUAUCCUGAAUUAAUACGAGAUAUCUUAGCUAGUGACGAUGAAGAUACAGCUGAUCGUUUAGUAAAAGAGUCAAGGAUAGCAAAAUAUAACAAUUUUUUAAAAUCGGAUGAUUCCGGAAGUGAUCCCGAAGAAUUAAAGGAGGAUGAGUCGAUGUUACUAUUUGAACAUGCCGGGAAAAAACUUAGAAACAAACGAGCACAAAAAGAUCAUCUGUCUCGAGAAGAAUUAGAGUAUUCAAUAGUGAACAGAGAGAAAUUCGUAUUUCCGUCUAAUAACCAGGUUGCAACAGGGACUUUACAAGACAUUCAUAUACGAAUCAAAGAUGUAAUUGGAGUUUUGGUAGACUUUUCAGUUAAUCGCGAUGAGAACUAUUCCAGAGCUGAAUAUAUAGAUUUGUUAUGCAAAGAUUUAUGCGCAUACUAUUCGUAUAAUAUGUAUUUCAUGCAACUUUUGUUGAAACUAUUUCCUCCCAAUCAAUUACUUGAAUUCUUAGAAUCUUCUGAAAUUCAAAGACCAUUGACAAUUCGUACCAAUAGUUUAAAGACUCGUCGUCGUGAUUUGGCACAAGCUUUGAUUAAUCGAGGUGCCAAUUUAGAUCCCCUAGGAAACUGGUCGAAAGAAGGGUUGGUUGUGUACACUUCGCAGGUUCCUUUAGGUGCUACUCCGGAAUAUCUAGCUGGACAUUAUAUGAUUCAAGGUGCUUCGAGUAUGUUGCCAGUUCUUGCCCUUGCUCCUGAAGAAAACGAACGAAUUUUAGAUCUAUGUGCAGCUCCUGGCGGAAAGAGUUCACACAUUGCAGCACUUAUGAAAAAUACCGGUGUUCUUUUUUCAAACGAUGUAAAUAAGGAACGGCUUCAGGCUGUGGUCGGCAAUUUUCAUCGGCUGGGGAUUCAAAAUUCAAUAAUAACAAAUUUAGACGGUACAAAAUACGCUCAAGUUAUGAGAGGUUUCGAUCGAGUUUUGCUUGAUGCUCCUUGUUCUGGCUCUGGAGUUAUUUCAAAAGAUCCUAGUGUUAAAACAACUAAAACUGAGAUCGACAUCCAAAGAUGUUACAAUCUGCAGAGAAAGUUACUGUUAACGGCUAUCGACUGUCUCAGUGCUACUUCAGAAUCAGGAGGAUUUCUUGUGUACUCGACUUGCUCGAUAUUACCUCAAGAGAAUGAAUGGGUCAUUGAUUAUGCUCUCCGAAAACGAAACGUUAGGCUAGUGUCAACGGGAUUGGAUAUAGGAACGGAGGGCUUGGUGAAUUUCGCCGGAUAUAAGUAUCAUCCAUCAAUGAAGCUAACACGUCGUUUUUAUCCUCAUACUUAUAACAUGGACGGAUUUUUUGUUGCAAAGUUACAAAAGUUUUCAGAUGUUCACCCUAGUAAGGUAUUGAAUAACGACGAAGAUCAAAUAGUUGAAGAGAAUGAAAACAGCACCAUCGAAAGUCCUAAUAAAAUCGACAGAAGAAAUUGGUAUUUCAAAGACAUUGCUGAAAAACGACCAAAAAUUCGAGUGGAUUCAAAACAUGUGGUAAAGAUAUUUCAAAAGCCACUCAAGAGAAAGAAUACAUCUGCUGAGGUCACUAACAACUGGUUGAAACAAUAAAGAAGAGCCUGUUUUUGGUUGAACAAAAAAUGUUGCGGGUCUGACAGGAAGUUAGAUCACAAUUGUUUCUUUUAUGGGCAUAUUUUUUUGAAGCAGAGAAUACGAAAUAAUGUAGAAUGAAUAAUAAUAAAAUUUAAUAUAACCUUCAUAUGGUGAAUCUUAGGA